Messenger RNA from Lactuca sativa (garden lettuce), 1759 nucleotides. Its product is annotated as F-box/kelch-repeat protein At3g23880. Lineage: Eukaryota; Viridiplantae; Streptophyta; Magnoliopsida; Asterales; Asteraceae. Gene Ontology annotation, molecular function: protein binding. The record is from RefSeq and is a predicted model, not a curated record.
UGUCGAGAUUAUAAAAUCUCGAGAAGCCUAUUCGGCGAACAAAGAUGACAAUGGCACUCCAUGACAAAGACGACGAGCAGCACCGACAACAACUAGAGAGAAUGAAAACGUUGAACUCUUCCGAAACAUCUAAAGAUCCUCAAUCGGUACCUUCUGAUAUCAUUAUCGAAAUUCUGUCGAGGCUUCCCGUUAAAUCGCUCUUACGGAUCAGGUCUGUGUGCAAGUUAUGGUUCUCUAUAAUAUCCGAUCCUCAUUUUGUCAAAUCCCAUCUCAGUUUGUCAACCAGCAACAAUCGCUAUGCACAUCAUCGCUUAAUUUUGAGUACCAAUUCAAUAAGUGUUCAUAGUUGUCCUCUUUAUGAUGUGCUUUAUGAUGGAAUCGUGAAAGCCUUAGAGAUUGAUUAUCCAGAGCCUCUUGACUCUGUGCAGAUCUACGGUUGUUGCAAUGGAUUGUUUUUAAUAGCUAACAGGGACCGUGAUCUGUUUAUUUGGAACCCUAGUACUAGAAGAUCAAACAGGUUACCGUGUUCUGGUUCUGGAGGGCUACCUGUUAGUUACAAUUUUGGGUACGAUGAGUCUUCUGAUGAUUACAAAGUUGUUGGAAUAUAUUAUGUUUAUAAGGGUGAAGCCGAGUAUGAUGCGAUAGUGAAGAUGUAUUCAUUGAAAACUGCAAAUUGGAAGAGAAUUGGUGAUUUUCAUAAUGGUUUUUCUAUGGAUUGUUGUGUCCAGUAUUUGAAUGGAGUUCUUCAUUGGACGACUAUUCAAAAUUGUGAGUCAUCUUAUACGUGGACUAUAGCCAGGGUCGGCUUUAUUUCUUUCCAAUCUCCAUUAUCUUGUAUACUUCAAUUCUCAAAUAUGAAGGUAGCAGGCUGUUUUAUACCAUUAAGUAUAAUAAAUGUGAAAGGCCCCAAAUUGUUGGUUUGCUUAGAGCCUCCUAACUUCUUGAGCCGCCCUACUAUAGCUUCUCUUGAUUUAGCAAAGGAGACUUAUGGAGAAAUUUUGCAACCUGCGUAUGAUGAAGGUUAUAUGGAUUUGAAUAUGGGGGCUUUGAGAGAAUGUUUGUGUGUGCUUUAUGAUCAUCAUGGUAGAAAUAGUGCAGAUGUAUGGGUGAUGAAGGUUUAUGGGGUGAAAGAUUUUUGGACUAAAUUGGUUUCUAUCCCAUAUCCUAUUGGUCGUCCGGUCUAUGGAUUUUCAGUGCCUUUGUGUAUUUCAAAUGAUGGGAAAGUUUUGCUGCAACAUGGGUCGGAGUUGGUUGUAUAUGAUUCCAAGAAUUGUUCAUCUUCAGAGAUUCAGAACUUCAAUGAAUAUGCUGAACCAUAUAGCUUUGUUGAGAGUCUGGUUUCUCCCGAUUCCCAGGCCUUAGAGAUAGCAAACAGGCUUGAUAUCAAGGAAAAGUUAGCAUUUCUAAGACGGUGCUUGGUUAAAUUUUUUCUGCCUGGCUGUUUUAAAAACCGGUUUGAACCGGUUGGUCGAACCGAUUAGACUUGGAACUGGAGAUGCGAGAGGUUCAACUAGUAUAGGUUUUAUGCCUAUUGUUGAACCGGAACAAGCCGGCACAUUUUUACAAAACCAGGUUAAAUUGAUUAAAAGCAUAUAUAAUUAAACAUUUUGCAUAACAAUCUUUGGUGAUUAUUUUCAUAUCUAUAUAGAUUCCUCUGAAUAAAACACUUGGUAGAUGUUAUGAAGUUUUUUUGAUACAUUUGAAUUUAUCUAAAACUAUAUUUUGUUUCGAUAUUAUAUUUUAUUUUCUUCUUGAUGAA